Molecule: messenger RNA, 835 nt
Organism: Coffea eugenioides
Lineage: Eukaryota; Viridiplantae; Streptophyta; Magnoliopsida; Gentianales; Rubiaceae
Product: abscisic stress-ripening protein 2-like
Exons: 2
Coding region: 211-570 (119 amino acids)
Source: RefSeq, a predicted model, not a curated record
UCAGAGCAACAAUCGUGCGUAGAUAGAUAUAACUAGGAGAUGACAGCACAUUCUAUUAACCAAUUAGUGCCAAAAUCCCACGAUCAAGACUUAUAAAUACAUCUCCCAUCUAAAGGCUAAACCAUCAGUCAUAGCAUCAACAAUAUAUAGUCAUUAUCCAGCCAGUUAAUUCAAUUUCCCUAGAAAAAAAUCAUCAUCAGAACCAUCAUCAUGGCGGAGGAGGAGAAGCACCACCACCACCACCUUUUCCACCACAAGAAGGAGGGGGAGGAGGAGAACAUAGUUGAUGAGGCAGCAGCUCAUAAAUAUGAGAAAGAAGAGAAGCACCACAAACAUCUUGAGAAGGUUGGGGAGCUCGGUGCUGCUGCUGCUGGAGCCUACGCCUUGCACGAGAAGCACGAAGCAAAGAAGGACCCUGAGCAUGCCCACAGGCACAAGAUAGAGGAAGAGAUUGGUGCAUCACUUGCAGUUGGUUCUGGUGGAUUUGCACUCCAUGAGCACCAUGAGAAGAAAGAUGCCAAAAAAGAAGAGGAAAAAGCCGAGGGAAAGCACCAUCACCACCUCUUCUAGCUGCCCCGCCCCCCUUCUCAAAAUAUGCAUUUCCUUUUAUAUUCCAAUGUUAUGUGUGUUUUUCUUGAAGAGGGAUCCUGGCCUGAAUAAUUCUGUGUGAAUAUGCCUUGAGAAUACCUUUAUGAAUUGGCUGAAAUCUUUGGAUUUUGGUCGAUUUGAUCUUAACUAUUGUUGCUGCUAUAUAUAUAAGUGAUGUAUUGUUGUUCAGAUUUCAUACUUGUGAUGGAUUAUCAUCUCAACUAUUGGACAUGGUUUUUCUGCACUU